GCUACUUUUCUAACGUCUAUAUUCUUACCGUUGUAAAUUUUGAGUCUCAAAUAAGUUACCGUUUGUGAAUGAGCUUGACAAUGGCAGUGAACGUUGAUGCAGAGUACCUCAAAGAGAUAGAGAAAACUCGUAGAGACCUUCGAGCUCUCAUCUCUUCCAGAAACUGUGCUCCCAUUAUGCUCCGUCUUGCAUGGCAUGAUGCAGGAACCUAUGAUGCCAAGAAGAAAACCGGAGGUCCCAAUGGAUCAAUCAGGUUCAAGGAAGAGCUAAACCGUCCACACAACAAGGGUUUGGAGAAGGCAGUCGCUUUUUGCGAGGAAGUAAAGGCUAAGCAUCCGCGAGUCUCUUACGCAGACCUCUAUCAGCUCGCUGGAGUUGUUGCAGUGGAGGUUACUGGGGGCCCUGCAAUCCCAUUUACACCAGGCCGUAAGGAUGCUGAUUCCCCGGACGAUGGAGAACUUCCAAAUCCAAAUGAAGGUGCCUCACAUUUAAGAACUCUCUUCUCCCGUAUGGGUCUAUCGGAUAGAGACAUUGUAGCUCUCUCUGGGGGUCACACUUUGGGGCGUGCACAUAAGGAGAGGUCAGAUUUCGAAGGUCCUUGGACACAAGAUCCUCUCAAGUUUGAUAACUCAUAUUUCGUAGAGCUUCUAAAAGGGGAGACGCCAGGAUUGCUACAACUGAAAACCGACAAGGCUCUACUUGAUGAUCCAAAGUUCCACCCUUUUGUUAAGCUGUAUGCAAAGGACGAGGAUAUGUUCUUCAAAGCCUAUGCAAUUUCACACAAGAAACUUUCAGAACUAGGAUUUAAUCCGCCAAGAAGAAUUCCUUCAGCAGUGACGCAGCAGACGCUUGGAAUCGCUGUUGCUGCAGCUGUGGUGAUCUUUACCAUAUGCUACGAAGCAAGCAGAAGAGGCAAGUGAAGAGGUUUCGCAGAUGCGAAAACGGAUAAGAGAAAACUUACAAAUGUUCAUUGAAUGUAUGCAAUAAAUAAAAAGAUUUAUGCAAU
Messenger RNA from Arabidopsis arenosa, 1006 nucleotides. Lineage: Eukaryota; Viridiplantae; Streptophyta; Magnoliopsida; Brassicales; Brassicaceae. The record is from the annotation of a GenBank genome assembly.